AUGGUGGUCGAAGAAGAUUCACGUCUCAUAAAUCUCCAACACAAGUACAACCCGACAAUGCCCGAGGUGGUGGAGGAGAUGAAGAAAAUUUGGGACAUAAGUUUCCCGGUGGCCGCCAUGAGCAUACUAAAUUACCUAAAGAACAUGACCUCCGUCAUGUGUAUGGGUCGGCUCGGUAGCCUCGAGCUCGCCGGAGGAGCCUUAGCCGUAGGUUUCACCAACAUUACCGGUUAUUCCGUCCUAUCCGGUUUAGCCACCGGUAUGGAGCCACUUUGCGGUCAAGCCAUCGGCUCCAAAAACCCUUCACUCGCUUCCUUAACCCUCAAGCGAACCAUCUUUCUCCUUCUCUUAGCUUGUCUUCCGAUCUCACUCCUAUGGCUAAACCUUCAACCUCUAAUGCUUAUCCUCCGCCAACAACAAGACAUUACUCGUGUCGCAUCUCUCUAUUGCUCUUUCUCUUUGCCUGACCUUCUCGCUAAUAGCUUCCUUCAUCCUUUACGUAUUUACUUGCGUUGUAAAGGCACCACGUGGCCAUUGAUGUGGUGCACGUUAGUCUCCGUCAUUCUUCAUCUCCCCAUUACCGCUUUCUUCACGUUUUACGUCUCUCUCGGCGUCGCUGGAGUCGCUAUUUCCUCUUUUCUGGCCAACUUCAUCUCCUUGUCGCUUCUCCUAUGCUACAUCUACUUCGAAGAAAACAACAACGACCACGACAAAAAAAGUUCCUCUCUUUGUCUUAAAACGCCGUUGAUGCUGUCUGGUUCGAGAGAUUAUUGUGACGAUGAAGUUUGGUCAACGCUGGUCAAAUUCGCGAUCCCGAGUUGUAUAGCGGUUUGUUUGGAGUGGUGGUGGUACGAAUUCAUGACGGUCCUCGCCGGAUAUCUCCCGGAGCCAACGGUCGCGUUAGCGGCGGCCGCCAUCGUGAUCCAGACCACGUCAUUACUGUAUACAAUCCCCACGGCGCUCUCCGCUGCCGUUUCGACGAGGGUGAGCAACGAGCUGGGAGCAGGACGGCCGGAGAAGGCAAGGACAGCGGCGGCAGUUUCAGUCGGAAUCGCCGUGGCCAUGUCGGUGUUCGGGCUUGUGGGAACCACCAUGGGGAGAAAGGUUUGGGGGAGAGCUUUCACGGCGGAUGGAGUUGUCCUGGAGCUGACGGCAGCGGUUCUUCCGGUGAUCGGAGCUUGUGAGCUUGCCAACUGUCCCCAAACCACAAGCUGUGGGAUCCUACGUGGCAGUGCGAGGCCACGUGUAGCGGCCAAGAUUAACUUCUACGCCUUUUAUGUAGUUGGAGCACCAGUGGCUGUUGUUUUAGCGUUUGUGUGGGACAUAGGUUUCAUGGGCCUAUGCUAUGGCUUGCUUGGGGCCCAGCUAGCUUGUGCAAUCUCCAUUUUGACCGUUGUCUAUAAGACAGAUUGGAACAAAGAGUCAUUAAAGGCUCAUGACUUGGUGGGCAGAAACGUCAUUUUACCUGAUGUCGAUGAAAAUAUUGUGAAAUGCGAAGAAGGUCUACUACUACUACUUCACUAA
This is a messenger RNA of Thlaspi arvense, 1524 nucleotides long. The record is from the annotation of a GenBank genome assembly. Lineage: Eukaryota; Viridiplantae; Streptophyta; Magnoliopsida; Brassicales; Brassicaceae.